AUGAGCAUGGAGGCCCUGGCGUGCGUCCAGAACGCCCUGCUGCUCGAGCGGCAGGGGAGGCUGCGGGAGGCGGAGGAGUGGCUCACGCUGGCGAUUCACCGCCUCCGCGGGGCGCUGCAGGAGAAGUCGCUGGGCAACACGCAGCAGCAGGUGCUCACGGACCACCUGCAGGACGCUGCGCUCCACCUCCAGCGGCUUCGUGGCGUGGCGAGGGCCGAGGAGGAGCGGCGGCGGGGGCUGCGUGCGCAGGAGCGGCCGCAGGACUCGGGACGGCAAACGCCGCCGCCAGGGCCGCAUGAGGGGCCCAAGGCGGACCCCGCCGCUCAUUCACCGCCCGCUCCUGCGCACGCGGCGACGCCAGUACCGCUGCAGCCACAAAAGCCGCAGCCGCAGCCGCAGCCGCGGCGACCGGACUACCCGUUGGCGGCGUUUUCCGCCGCACGUGUCUCCGACACCGUGAAGAAGGCCAUAGACAUCUCCGCCAUUCUGCUGCAGCAGCAAAAGUACAAGCAGUCGCUGGACGUGCUGCAGCAUGCAUAUGAUAUGGGGAGCAGGGAGCGCAACAAGCCCGGCAACUUUUACCGGAUUGAGGAACACCUUGUUCUUUUGCGGCGCAAGUACUACGAACACUUCAAGCCGCGAUUCCUGCAGGACAACCCGGUGCUUCCGGCGGAGAUGGAGGUGCUGCGGCGCUCGGGAUUCACUGAGACGAUUCGGCUGCCGAUGUGGGAUGAUGUGCAGGAGGGGUACGCCAGAGAAAAUGUCUUUAUGCCGUGCGAGGGCCACUGGGAGGACCCCUUCACGCCACGUCUCGCGGCGUCGCAGCGGGCGGAAGGGGCGCAGUAUCUUCGCAUUGGCGAAAUCAAGCCGAACGUGGAGCUUUGCAUCAUUAGCCGCGCCGACCCACUGAGCGUGAAGCAGACCGUGGUGGGGGACUGCUCGAUGGUGUGCAGCCUCAUUAUCUGCGCCGCGUACCAGCAGCGGUUCCCCAAGGGGAAGAUCAUCAGCAACGUGAUUUACCCGCAGGACAACAACGGCGACCCCGUGAUCAACCCCAAAGGGAAGUACUGUGUGAAGAUGCUCAUCAACGGCAUAACCCGUCUUAUUACCGUUGACGACCGCUUUCCCGCGUCCCCCCACACCGGGCGGCUGCUCUGCACCUAUAGCAACGACGAGACGGAGCUGUGGGUGUCGGUCAUGGAGAAGGCGUUUGUGAAGCUCUGCGGCGGCAGCUACGAGUUCCCGGGGAGCAGCAGCAGCAGCGACCUCUACAAGCUCUCUGGGUGGCUCCCGGACCGUGUUUCACUGGAAUCCAAGGACCUCGACCCCGAGCUUCAGUGGACGCGGCUCUCCAGGCGACACGGCGACGGCUCGCUUCUCAUGACGGCGAGUACCGCGGCGCUGCCGGAGGCGGAGGAGCGGCGUUUGAGACUUGUCUCCUCCCACGCCUACGCCGUGCUGGCGCUGCGGGAGGUUGGCGGGGAGCGUCUCCUACAGCUCAAAAACCCAUGGGGGCGCGAGUCCUGGGCGGGGGCGUACUCGCUCAGCGACAAGCGGGCGGCGGCGAGGGCGCUCUUAGCGCAGCUGCAGUACACGAAGGCGCUGGCGGAGCAAGGCGUGUUUUGGAUAACGUGGGGCGACCUCUGCGCCCACUUUUCGCGCUGCUGCCUCAGCUGGAACCCCUACAUGCUCUACAAGACUCCAGAGGGGAUGUCGCGGCGGCCAACGCGGCUCUCCUGUCACAGGCGCUUUCCGUAUACCACGAGCACGGGCCAGACGCCGCAGUUCCACGUUGGCGUGAUUAACGCGCCACGGCCGUCCCGCAUGCACCUCGUCUUUGCGCGUCACGUCAAGAACGUGGAGGAGUUUGGGUUGCAAUUUGUGAAGGAUGACCCAAGAGUGCCGUAUGUGGCAGUGAAGGUCUACGACGUGACGCCGUAUCCCUCCAUCGCACAGCAUCUGGGCGCCGUCUGCAGCUUCGAGAAGUGCUACUGUCGUCGCCUUGCGCAUGGAACGGAGUUGGAGGCGGGGUUUGCGCCGCUGCACGACGUUUCCUACAAGAACAUGUCGGAGCACACGCUGAGUUUUGAUUGUCCCGCAGGAACGAGCAACCUGCUCGUCGUGGUGAGCCGGACGGAGUCGACGGCGAGGGAGGAAUUUGGUUUCUCGCUCACGCUCCACACGGAGUGGCCGCAGGCGAAGCUGAAUGAGGCGGCCCCGUCUGGCCCCGGCGUCUACAUGCACUUCGUUCCGCAGAGUAGCCUGCAACACUGCACCGUCCAACAGGGGCGAUGGGAGAAGGGGGUGAGUUGUGGCGGCAGAACCGGACUGCAGACGUUUGCCUACAACCCACAGUACCUUUUAACGCUUUCCACCCCGUCCAUGCUCUCCGUGCGGCUGCACGUUCCGGACUGCGACGCCUCGGCGCAGUUGCACGUUCUGCGGAGGGAACAAAAUCCGGCGCACGAGCCGGUGAAGUGGUCGCCGAGGGUCGGCGCCGUCAACGAGGAGUGUAGUCUCGUCCUGCAUGCCCCGCUCUACGCCCACGGCGGUGUGGUGGUGGACACAAGCCUCUGGAGGUGCGUCUCCUUCGACCGCGGUCGGCUACUUGGCGAGAGACCGAAGGAGAAGAAGGAGGGGGCCGUGGCGGCGCCGCCUUCGCCUUUGCCCGCGGGAGACUACACCGUCGUGCCGGCGCUAUGGGACAAGGGCGUGUCUGCGGCGUUUGAGCUCGUCGUGGAAACGACUGGGCCGCAUGCGUUGCGCGAGAUUGUGCCGGAGGGUGUCGGUUUUGUGGAGACGAAGCUGCAGGGGCAGCUGACGGGCGGCGUCGCGGCGGAGGUGGCCACGGUGCUGCCGCGGGCCGAUGCGUACUUCUCCAGCAACGGCAAGGUGGGCCUCCUGGCGAGCGUCCCGUGCGUGCUGACGGGGCGGCUGCUGCUGCUGCUCGCCGAUGACGCGAGUAACGACGUCUACGCCGGCCUGGCGCUCUUCCGCCCGAGGGAUGCCGCCACUAUGGAGCGCGUCGAGUCGUCCGGUCUGUACGCCCUCUACGGAGUGGCGUUGCCGCCCGUCAAGCUCGCGGCGAACGUGACGUACGUCCUGGUGGUUUCCUCCGCCGAGCCCUCCCACGCAAAGUACGCUCUGCGACUGUACUCCAGCGCACCCAUCAAGGCUUGGCAGCAGUGA
This is a messenger RNA of Trypanosoma conorhini, 3189 nucleotides long. Its product is annotated as calpain protease-like protein. NCBI's taxonomy places the organism in Eukaryota, Euglenozoa, Kinetoplastea, Trypanosomatida, Trypanosomatidae. The record is from RefSeq and is a predicted model, not a curated record. Gene Ontology annotation, molecular function: calcium-dependent cysteine-type endopeptidase activity. The transcript has a single exon. Gene Ontology annotation, biological process: proteolysis. The coding region runs from base 1 to 3189 and encodes 1062 amino acids.